Porites lobata is the source of this 15543-nucleotide messenger RNA. NCBI's taxonomy places the organism in Eukaryota, Metazoa, Cnidaria, Anthozoa, Scleractinia, Poritidae. The record is from the annotation of a GenBank genome assembly.
UGCAUCUUGAGAUACAUAAAAUUCCCCCCUUUCCUGCCUGCAGUCCAGAUUUGACCUCUGUUGUGUAAGGAAUUGUCGCCUCAGUUGAAAGCUGCUCUCAAAAAAAUAACCAAGCUGUUAUCGUUGAAAUAUAAUUUUUGUAAAAGAUAAGAGGUAUGGCUCUAACAGCGCUGUUUCUCCGCUCGAUCGUGGCCGUGUUUAUGAUGACCGUACUCGCACAGGUAGGUCUCACCAUUAAAUAACGCCCAGUGACAAACACUCUGCAAGAACGGCUUUUCCAUUUUGGAACAACCACAAAAAUCUUCCUCCUAAUCUUGAAUUAAUCUACAUUUAGUUCCCAUGCAGUGUAAGAAUGAGUAGCCUGGAACAAGCCUAACGAAGCGACACCGGUGUCAGAUGCUGUUUGGUUAUGCUAGUAGGUCUUGUGGGAAGCGACAGUGCUCCACGUUAGGUGUGUUCUAUCGUUUGGGGCUUGUACUAGGCAGUAGUGCUCUCAAACAGGACACAACUGUUAAUUUUUAUCUGCGAAAACAACAAAUGUAGCUGUUCAGUGCUUUCGACCCCGAAGUAAUUUUAGAUGACAAACAACUGCGCACGUAAUCUUCCAGUUGGCCUGAAAAGUGCUGAAUCGAGUGCCGUGCCAAAAAGAGUACGGCGUGAUGAGGACGGAAACCUCUCAAAUGAGUAACAAAACUUAGACCACCCUAGCAAGAAUUAAAUGACUGAGCUCUUUAAAGUAAGGUGUUUUGUUUAUUCAUUCACUUGUUUUAGUAAAAUACAUUUCAUGACUGGUUUCAACGAACAUCCAUAAAUGCGCUGAAAUCCUAUUCCCCUGAUUAAGGCACUACAAUGACAUUUGAUAACAUGUUCACCCGCGGUGUGCAUAGGAUGAAAUUCAACACGGCUUCCAACUAGGCCAAAUUUUAACUUCUGUCACACAUUCUCUGUUACGCCGCCGUGAUUUAUGCCAAACAAAAUGAAGGCUAUCUCAGAAUGCGUAAAAUUUUAAUAGAAAUUAAUUUCUACUUCCUUAUAAAGAUAUGGCAAAUGCGAAAUGUAAGUACACAGAACAAGGAAAAAUUUAUACAAGGAAAAAUAAUUUUUUCCUUUUCUUUUUCAAUUUCAGUCAAACAAUCACGUAAUCUGUUAUACUGUAACGCGAUUUGCAUGCAUUCCAAAUGUGGUACAAGAUGGAGAAUGCGUCAACCCAGUUCAGGGCAACGAGAAUAUAGCUCAAAACCACUUAAACAUAGCAUUGUUAAACGUAUUUUAGUAUUUAAACGGUAGAUAUAGGCAUAUUUUUAUCCUCUAAAAAUUUUUCAUCUCUUCGGAUUUCCUAGCUGAAAGUCUAGUGAUCCGAAAAUUAUAGGGAUUAAACCUUACCUUUUCGAAAGUUUCAGCCAGAAAAAAGGCUCCCGAAAAUUCUAGCUGACCUUUUUAGCGUAAAAAUCCGUUAAAAAUGGGCAAUUAUACCAUUUUUUGGAUGUUCGAAAAUCCUAGGAGAGGCAGGCAAGCAAGAAAUUUUACAACAAAUGUUCCGAAAAUUCUCGAUCUCAAAUCGUCUUCCGAACAGAUAUUUUCCGAAAAUUGACGUUGGGUGCCCCUGCUAGUUAAACCAAUAAAAAGAAAAAUACGCGUUCUAAAGUAACUUUUCUGCUACGUGACGAAUAGUGCGUUGCGAGAUGCAAAAUGCUGUAACUUAACUUUCCUACCCUGAGGUAAGGAAAACUGUACGCUCUCUCCCCUUCAUAGUGCUUUCCGAAUAGAGUACCAGAUGGAAAAUACUGUAACUUAAAUAUUCCUAACCUGAUGUAAGAAAAACUGUGCGCUCUUUACCCCUAACAUGAUCCGUGCCCGAUAGAGUACGAGAGAGAAAAUGCUGUAACUAAACUUUUCCUCCCCUGAUGUAAGGAAAACUGUACACUCUUUACUCCUAACAUGAAGCGUGCCGAAUAGAGUACGAGAAAGAAAAUGCUGUAACUAAACUUUUCCUCCCCUGAUGUAAGGAAAACUGUACACUCUUUACUCCUAACAUGAAGCGUGCCGAAUAGAGUACGAGAAAGAAAAUGCUGUAACUAAACUUUUCCUCCCCUGAUGUAAGGAAAACUGUAGGCUCUUUACCCCUAACAUGAUGCGUGCCGAAUAGAGUUCGAGAGAGAAAACGCUGUAACUAAACUUUUCCUCCCCUGAUGUAAGGAAAACUGUACGCUCUUUACUCCUAACAUGAUGCGUGCCGAAUAGAGUACGAGAGAGAAAAUGCUGUAACUAAACUUUUCCUCCCCUGAUGUAAGGAAAACUGUACACUCUUUACUCCUAACAUGAUGCGUGCCCAAUAGAGUACGAGAGAGAAAAUGCUGUAACUAAACUUUUCCUCCCCUGAUGUAAGGAAAACUGUACGCUCUUUACUCCUAACAUGAUGCGUGCCGAAUAGAGUACGAGAGAGAAAAUGCUGUAACUAAACUUUUCCUCCCCUGAUGUAAGGGAAACUGUACACUCUUUACCCCUAACAUGAUGCGUGCCCAAUAGAGUACGAGAAAGAAAAUGCUGUAAAUUAACUUUUCCUCCCCUGAUGUAAGGAAAACUGUACACUCUUUACCCCUAACAUGAUGCGUGCCGAAUAGAGUUCGAGAGAGAAAAUGCUGUAACUAAACUUUUCCUCCCCUGAUGUAAGGGAAACUGUACGCUCUUUACUCCUAACAUGAUGCGUGCCGAAUAGAGUUCGAGAGAGAAAAUGCUGUAACUAAACUUUUCCUCCCCUGAUGUAAGGGAAACUGUACACUCUUUACCCCUAACAUGAUGCGUGCCCAAUAGAGUACGAGAAAGAAAAUGCUGUAAAUUAACUUUUCCUCCCCUGAUGUAAGGAAAACUGUACGCUCUUUACCCCUAACAUGAUGCGUGCCGAAUAGAGUUCGAGAGAGAAAAUGCUGUAACUAAACUUUUCCUCCCCUGAUGUAAGGAAAACUGUACGCUCUUUACCCCUAACAUGAUGCGUGCCGAAUAGAGUACGAGAGAGAAAAUGCUGUAACUAAACUUUUCCUCCCCUGAUGUAAGGAAAACUGUACGCUCUUUACUCCUAACAUGAUGCGUGCCGAAUAGAGUACGAGAGAGAAAAUGCUGUAACUAAACUUUUCCUCCCCUGAUGUAAGGGAAACUGUACACUCUUUACCCCUAACAUGAUGCGUGCCCAAUAGAGUACGAGAAAGAAAAUGCUGUAAAUUAACUUUUCCUCCUCUGAUGUAAGGAAAACUGUGCGCUCUUUACCCUUAGAAUGAUGCGUGCCCAAUAGAGUACGAGAAAGAAAAUGCUGCAUGUAACUUAACUUUUCCUACCCCGAUGUAAGGAAAACUAUGCGCUGUUUACCCCUAACAAGAUGUGUGCCGAAUAGAGUACGAGAGAGAAAAUGCUGUAACUAAACUUUUCCUCUCCUGAUGUAAGGGAAACUGUACACUCUUUACCCCUAACAUGAUGCGUGCCCAAUAGAGUACGAGAAAGAAAAUGCUGUAAAUUAACUUUUCCUCCUCUGAUGUAAGGAAAACUGUGCGCUCUUUACCCUUAGAAUGAUGCGUGCCCAAUAGAGUACGAGAAAGAAAAUGCUGCAUGUAACUUAACUUUUCCUACCCCGAUGUAAGGAAAACUAUGCGCUGUUUACCCCUAACAAGAUGCGUGCCGAAUAGAGUACGAGAGAGAAAAUGCUGUAACUAAACUUUUCCUCUCCUGAUGUAAGGGAAACUGUACACUCUUUACCCCUAACAUGAUGCGUGCCCAAUAGAGUACGAGAAAGAAAAUGCUGUAAAUUAACUUUUCCUCCUCUGAUGUAAGGAAAACUGUGCGCUCUUUACCCUUAGAAUGAUGCGUGCCCAAUAGAGUACGAGAAAGAAAAUGCUGCAUGUAACUUAACUUUUCCUACCCCGAUGUAAGGAAAACUAUGCGCUGUUUACCCCUAACAAGAUGCGUGCCGAAUAGAGUACGAGAGAGAAAAUGCUGUGAAUUAACUCUUCCUACCCGAUGUGAGGAAAACUGUAUGCUGUUUACCCCUAACAAGAUGCGUGCCGAAUAAGGUAGGAUAGGGACAUUGGCCUCUGUUGUUGGUGAUAAACAGUGACCACUUACAGUGACCGCUUUUUGCCAUGACCGCUUUUAGAAGAUCUUUCGCUAACUGCUUGAUGCCAUUGCAAUGGAAACGAAGACCAAACUGCCUUACCAAGACAUUCAAGCCAACCACCGCACAGACUCCAGAUGGAGAGGAAUGAAUCUCACGUAGUCGUUCAAUAGCUUUUUCUUUUGAGAUAAAACGCAAUGUUCCGUUGUCUCCUAGACCACUAUCCCCAGAGUACUGUGCCCAUAAAAUGCUUUGCUCAGUCGUCGGGUUCAUUUGAGGGCCUGCACCUAGGCUUCGUUGUUUUUCCCUUCCAAAACAACCUGUUUCGCUAUUUGGUAAAAAAUACGCGCAACACUUGCCACUCAUUCGGGUAUCGCCGCAUUUUGAUCUCUCAAGAUAGACAGAAAUUUAAUUACUUUGGAAAGAGUUGAACAGCAAACUUAACAAAUAGGUCUUAAGAAAGUACCCUACUCGUUGCAAUCCCUUAUAAAAAAAAUAAAACCUGUUCUCAGAGGAGAAAUAUACAGAGAUUUCAAGGAAUUAAAGAAGUAACGCUUGCAUGAAAAGUUGUUUGAAGUAAAAUUCGGAUAAAUUCGCCUACGAAACGACCUAAACUGCAAAACGGAAGGUAGCUCGUUGUUAGUCUCAUACCGGACUAUUCGCAUGAAAAGUUGUUUGAAGUAAAAUUCGGAUAAAUUCGCCUACGAAACGACCUACACUGCAAAACGGAAGGUAGCUCGUUGUUAGUCUCAUACCGGACUAUUCGGUACGCACAAGAGAAAAACAUAGGCUGAGAAGAGUCCCGCGAAGGUACUCGACAAAGUGUUACUCGGGAAGCUCAACUUAGAGCACGCAGUAGAAAUGUGACAUAUAUCGUACAUUUUUUACGUUUACAGCGUGAAAAAGGUAACUUUAAACAUUCUUUAUCUCGUACCCUAUUCUGCACGCAGCUGAAUGUGACAAAUAUCGUUCAUUUUUCAGGUUUUAAAAGUGAAAAUAGUCAAGUGUGAUCAUCACUUUAGCUCCCUAUCUCGUACGCUAUUCAGCACGCAGCAGAGCAACAUCCUAGAUUUUUUAGUUUAAAGAGUGAAAAAAGUCAACUGUGAUCAUUCUCAAUCUCGUACUCUUUUCGGCACGCAAGAGAAAUGUGACAAACAUCCUACAUUUUUCAGGCUUUAAAAGUGAAAAUAGUCAAGUGUGAUCAUUUUUUAUCUCGUACUCUAUUUGGCACGCAGCAGAAAUAUGACAUACAUUGCCGCACACUUUUUUGGGUUCUGUCUCGUACUCUAUUCGGCACGCCGCCUAAAUUUGACAUACAUCGUACACCUUCUUUUCUUUGGUUUACACAGUAAGAAAAAAGUCAAGUUUGAUUAUUCUUUAUCUCAUACUCAUUCGGCACGCAGCAGAAAUGUCACAUACAUCGUACAUUUUUUGGUUUGCAGAGUGAAAUAGUUAACUUUGGUUAGUCUCUCUCGUACUCUAUUCGGCACGCAGCAGAACUAGAAAUGUGACAAAUAUCAAACAUUUUUCAGGUUUUAAAAGUGAAAAUAGUCAAGUGUGAUCAUUCUUUAAUUUUCUCGUACUCUAUUCGGCACGCGACAAAAAUGUGACAUACAUCGUACAUGUUUCAAGUUUACAGUGUGAAAAAAGUCAAUUUUCAUCAUUCUUUAUCUCAUACUCUACUCGGCACGCAGCAGAAAUGUGACAUAUAUCGUUUGUUUAGGUUUACAUAGUGAGAAAAGCGGGCAACUUUAAACAUUCUUUAUCUCGUACUCUACUCGGCAUGCUGCAGAAAUCUGACAUACAUCGCACAUUUUUCUGGUUUACAGAGUAUAAAAAGGCAACAUUGGUUAUUCUUCUCUCGAACUUUAUUAGGCACACGACAAAAAUGUGACAUACAUCGUAGAUUUUUCUGGUUUUAAGAGUGUAAUUAGUCCACUUUGAUCAUUCUUUAUCUCGUACUUUAUUCGGCACGCAGCAGAAAUGUGACUUAUCGUACAUUUUUUAGGUUUUGAGACUGAAAAUCGUCAAGUUUGAUCAAUCUCUAUCUUGUACUUUAUUCAGCACGCACGUGAAUUGCGACAAAUAUAUUAUCAUAGUUAGACUUUUCAAAAAUAAGUAAGCCUGUUAUAUAUAUUAUUUCCGUAUUAAAUAGCAACCUGUUUUGUAAAAGGCCCAUUCUCAUUAAUAGAAAUUAAAUUUCAGAAAUUGCUGUUUUCUGUAAGAAAUGUAACAAAAGUUGUAACAUUUUUACCUGUUGUCUUAGGUUUUUCCUUACUCAUUCUCCACUCCAUUUACGUUCUCAAGUCUUAAAUUUUCUGCUUUGAUACAUGCACUUUUGGAUUCCCCUUUUUCAGUUUUUGAGUUUCUGUAUUAUUUACCUUCAGAACACAUAGAAGAAAACUUCAUUUAUUUAGCUAAAAAGUGCUGAGGUCACGUGCAGAAUUUUGUACCCGAUCAUUUAACAAGCGGGUCAUUGAUUGAGGGUUGAAUGAUUGCGUGAUUGGCCUUUUAAACGAGUCAUUUUCCCCUUUCAACAACAACAACAACAUUUAUUGGCAUUUCCAUGAGUAGAUGGCAUAGACUGUUCACAGUCCCCUAUUUUUUCGUUUUUAUAUACACCGCGUCUUACCGUCACGGGUAUCUUGAUUUUCAAAGUUUUGACACUCAUGGAAGAUGGCAGCCCGUAACGCAAAGCACUCGAUCUCGAUGAUCUUACGGAAAAAUAGAGGGCUGAGAACAGUCUAUGAUGGCAUUACCGAUUCCAAUAUUGAUUAUGUCAAGGUAAAGGAAAACUGUGUGUACCGACAUUUCGCUUUUUUUAAGUCAUAUGAAGUUCCAAAUAAAUUGAGGGUUGUCCAAUACUGUCGACCAGAAUCCAAGAACGAGUUAUGUUUUUUGUGUAGCGUGCUUGUUUUGACUCAUCGCUUUAAGAACGAGUUCUGUUGCCUGUUAGGAUUGCCAGUCUCGACUUAGGGCUUAAAGAACGAGUUAUGUUACACGUGCAGUGUGCUUGUUUGACUCAUGGCACGACUAGACUUCCUGAGAUUCCAUCGGAAUCGAUAUGUUUCCAAUGGAUCCGAUGGACUCCAUCGGAUAGCCUGCGUAGCAAGCGUUUCUUUACGGUUUAGGCGAAAAGAACGAGGAACGAGAGUCAAAGACCGCGAGAAAAAUGGCGCAAGUAAAAGAGCGGGGAGGGGGUGGGGAAGAAAGGAAGGAAACGCUUGCAGACAAACCCCGGGAUUUUGAAAACCACCCACUUGGUCUGUCACGCCUGAGUUCGCGAACCGACAUUUGAUGCUGUCAUCAACUGUCAUAAUUGACCAAUAAAAUGUUUGGCCUUCCGUGGAGCGGAAAUGAACUUUAGAGGACGCGUUUGUGAAACCAACAUAAUUUUUUUUUUUGUAUUUUGGAGCGCGUGGACGGCGUUCAUGGUGAAAUCUCAAUGAAUCCGAACUAUCAAUGCAAGCUUUGUACAUUUGUCUUCUUAAUCCGUCUAAAAGGAAGGACCGCGAGGGUGAAUGAAGUUUUAAAGUUUUAGCUCUAAACCUCCAGAAAGUUGGAUUUGAAGUGGUAAAAUGUGACAAGCAUUUAAGUCUAGAUCACAGACCACUAGAUUGCUCUUGUAAAAGCAUCCUAGACCAAAGCUAACCCAGCAACUGAAAGUUGGCGUGGAGAACCAAGCAGAAAUUUUGACUGAGUCACAAUGCAGGUCUUCCUAGUUGAUGUAGCUUCAGUUAAAGGUGCAAUCCAUUCUUCAAAAUUUGUAUCUGUAAAUCACUAUCCGAGAGAAUUUAACAUCCCGCAAAAAAAAAAAAAACACCAACGAGGUGGGCCCAGCAUAACAAAAUAUUGCAGGAAACCAUCGCAUUCCCUGACAAAAGAAAAUCGCUUUUAGUUAUUCAGAUCCAGGAGACAAAUAAAACGACCGGAAACCCUUAUAAAGUCGCAAGAAGAGCUUUGUGUUUCAAAAGAAGUUAAAUAAAAUGCUCUUGUACUGGAGGGAAAAUCUUGCCGACCAGAAUAAACAAUAACCACAGAAAAUUGAUAUGCGUGUCACGUACCAAACAUGACCUCUCAGUAUGAAACAAACCUUUGAUCGACACAUGUCAACCUUGUUCGACUAGCCGAGCCAAUCAGGCGUUGCGUUCGCUGGCGAACGCAGGUUUUCAAAAUCGAGGGGUUUGUCUGCAAGCGUUUCCUUCCUUCCCCUCCCCCUCCCCCCUCUUUCACUUUUUGGCUCUCGUUUCAUUUCUCGCGCGGUCAAAACCGAAAGUCCCCUUCCUUGGUCUUUCUUUGCUCCGAAACCAAACGGAAACGCUUGCUACGCAGGCUACCAUCGGACGACUUUCCAACCCUCAUCUACGUAUUGUUCACACUUCCGGUUUCAUCUUAUGACUAAACUUCCGGUAACUCAAGUGGACUCUACUGUACUUCCGGUUUCAUUUUUCGACUAGACUUCGUCGGACUCCAGGUUUUGUCCACUGGAAUCUGGUUGAGAGUAUUGGACAUGUGUGAAUAAAUUCGCAUUAAAAUUUUACAUAACCUGAAAUCUGUACUUAUUUUGUCUCCCUUGUUUAAUACUAAAUAUUCAGCGCGGCGACGUAACAGAGAAUACAUGUGUGACAGAUGAUUUUAAAGUUCCCAACAUUUAGCGCAGUUGGAUGUCAUUUUAUAUUCCAGACACACAAGAACGUGUUUUUUCAAAUGUUCUAUGACCAAAUAAUAGUUCUUCGGAAUGUUAAACGGGAACUUUAUUUUACUCGAACAGGUAGAUGAAUAAAUAAAACUUAAUUGUUUGGCUUAAAAGAGUUUUCGUUUACACAGCUAAAGCUUUAAACCCAUUUCAGACUAAUUUAAUUGGAUUCCGAGGUCAAAGCUUUGUCAUUCAUUAUGUUGUCAUCGCGUCGAUUCAGGUAUUUCAUAAUUUGUCAUCAUUUAUGCGUUGCACUCUUCUUGGCACGGUACUUUAUGGCCCCGGGCAGUUGGCCUUUUGUAAUAAAACAAGACCCCCAUAAAGGGGGUACAGUGGGUGGAUAGUUUGAAGAGCUUUUAAUGCAAUAUCAGACAAAAUAAAACUUAAACUUAAUUUUCCUUGCGAGCUUUAAGAAGAGGGGAAAAUUGCAGCGAAAUCACUGUAUUUCGAAACAUCAAAAGUUGACCCUUGUCUCAUUUUGUAAGCAUAGAACGACAAUAAUUUUCGUAAUUUCCGGGUAGGUCAAAUUAGUCUUGUUUUACUGUCAUUUUUAAUGUUAGGGGGCUGUAGUAUUGUAGGGGACUGGGUGAAUUGAGGAAAUGUCCCAAUAAAAACAAUGCCUAUCUUUCUCUCGUUUGAGAAGGGUAAUUUGCUUAUUUAUACCUUUGUAAACAUUGUUUUGAAGAAAAUAAGGACAAGCACGGAAUCGCAUGGAACACAGUUUGUUAUUGCUCUUGGAAACUAUGCAUUGCGCGCGCAACCUACAGAUAAGUCAUUAAUCUCAGUGUAAUCUGCUAGCACUGCAUAUGUUGCGCUGAUUUACAAAAUUAACUGUAGGCCCUUAGCCAAUAAGAAGACACAUAGCGCAAUGUACAAUAACAAUGUAUUAUAAUCAAAAUAUUGUUAAUGAAAACGUACGGUGAGCACUUAUUCUUUUAAAAAGAGUUUUAAACUGCAGCAUAGCUGUCAUUCCAGUUUGGGUUAUCGUUCCAACAUCUGGGCACAUGUCGUAAUAAAACUUUCCCAAGUGUGGCUAUACUUUUUAAGCUCCAAAAUAACAGCAACACUUUUUAAAUGGUUUAUUAAUUUGAUCCUUGGUGUUAUUUUGAAAACAGGAUGGAAACAGUGUGGCGCGCAAGGAGAAAGAAAUUUUCGGAUCCAAGUUUGAUCCAUUUUUUCGCACUGAACAGCUUAUUAUUCGACCAACGAGGAAUCUACCAGGUGGAUAUCAUCAGUUUCCAUAUAAUAACUUUAUUCCAUUUGGGCCUAUCUUCCAUCUAGAUUUACUAAAUCAGGUAAGUUUGUUGUGUACCUGUGUAUUUUGACAUUGUUACAUUGUAUUUUCUCUUAUAAAUGAACCCUGUACACAGUGUGUAUACUCUAAUACAUUUUAGCAUCCUUUAUACUUAAAUGAGUCCCCUCCUCUCAACCAUGUGGCAUACCUUAAAGUAAGGUCAAUCCCUGUUCUCCGUCAUAAUUAUUAAAAGAGCCGCUUCUUCGUGAUCCCGUUAGUAAUUUCCUCCUACGGAUCAUUCUCCAGUAAUCGUACUAUAUACGUACAUUAGUGAUGCAAUAUUCAUUUGAAGAUAAACUGUUUGCUAUAAUUAAGUUUUCAGCAAAGAGGGGAGGGUGCUUGUUAAAUGUUUUUGCACUGAGUAACGCUAUAAGGUAUAAAGUUACCACUCGAUUCUUGGUCCUCGCUUGAAUCACGACUCGAUUCUUGAUUGUUGUGUCUCAAUUCCGAAUAUUCCAUCCAUUUCUACGAGACUCAUCAAGUCAUUGCCGUGAAACGGAUACACUAUCCACAUCUUUUUCGAACUUGACACAAUUAAUAGUCAUGGUAUAGGAUAUCGAAAAUCUACAAUAAAAAGAUGGGGUCACCAACUGCUUGUUUUCACCCUGCGUGCCUGGUAUUCUAAGUGUUUGUUAUUUCUGAGUUUGGUAUGGAAUGUUGAAAACUUUAACAACCUUCAAAAAUAAUUUUUAUCAUAUUGCAAAAACCAUGAAUGUUACCAAGAGAGAAUCAUCUAGCUCAUUCUCUCUUGAUAUUACUGAAAUCUAGAACCUUAUAUUCUUUUUGGGAGGCUAUAUGAUCUAAAUUCAACAAAAUAAUUUUAAUUGGCCAUUUUAUCAUUACCUCAACCAUCCCUGUGGAUCUAAAAGUAGAGUUUUGCAAUCAUACAUACCAAACAAUACAAAUUCUACUAUCCAAAUUUGUUUCUCCUUAAAAUAUGUAUAUUUUUUGUACCCAAAUAGAGAGUGAAUAACACUAAUAAAGGGGGCGGGGGGGGGUCACCUUCGAGGUUGUUUUUCUCCUGGUCUAUUUUCGGACGUUUUGAGUCUAGUUUUCUACAACAGAGCGGCAGCAGCAAAACUCUAAAAUAAUAAAUCUAUCUCUUAACAUCAUUUCUACGGUCGAUAAGAGAACAGACCAUGAAAAAUUGUUGUCGAUUUGUUUGUACAAUAACAUUGACAGUUUUUGUCGUCCAUUUUCGCUGACUUUUCGCGGAAAAUCGCUCGUGGGAAAGAGAAAAACAAAACUUCGCCACAAUCACUUUAUUUCGAUUGGCUGUACUGUUAUCGACGUUUAUGGCGUUAGCCAAAGGCAGUUGUAAUAAAAACAGUAAUUUCUUUAGGUUCCAUAGGUUAGCUGUAGGUUUUCGCCGGUUCCGCAGCUUCCACCGUUCUGCGGUCUGUAGUCUUAGCUAUCUAUUGCUUUCUUGCGCCUGCUACGCAGGUUAGUUCGUAAUCCAAGUACCAAAAACAGUUCAAAGCGGAAGCUAGGCUCGAUUGGUAAUCGAGCCUAAGCGGAAGCCGAAAAUUUCGAAACGAAACGAGAUGGAAGAGGUGUUUCCCUGGCUGACAAUGGAUUCGUAGCUCGUUUUUAUGGAUUUUUUGUAAAAUACAAUUGUGAUGAUGUGAUGAAAAUAAAAGACGGCUUGUUUUCCUGUUCAGGGGCGGAUCUAGGGGAAGGGUGCAGGGGGUGCGCACCCCCCCCCCGAGAUGACCUGCGGUUUUCUUAUACAAGUGGUAUUCUGCAAAAAAAAUAAAACUAUGUGGUUUAUUGGUGUUGAAGUAGAGCAAGAGACGAGUGCACCCCCUCCUAAAAAAAAUCCUGGAUCCGCCCCUGCUGUUACUGAAGUAACUGUAUAUUUACAAGAAUUACUGAAACGCUUUGUAAUUCAAGUAUCACGUUUUCAUUUGUAAUGUUAGUUGUUAGUUUGCAUGUUCCUGUAAGUUUCUUGUAAGUUUUGCCUUCCAAAUUACGUGAAUUCUCCUAGGCAAAUAAGUUUUACCUGUCACUUGCCCAGUGUCUACUGUUGGCAAAAUGUUUUGACCCCCUCUGUUUUGUCAGACCCUGUGAUGGAGGCCAAAGGCCUCAUGGGCUAUUGACUCAGAGGCCAUGAGGGCGAGAGGAAUUAUUGUUUUAGUAAAAUCCAACUAGCUGGUCAAAAAUAUCGAUACAAAACAACUUUAGCUGGUUAAAGCUAGACUUGAAGCCAUUGUUUUGGUUUUCAAAGCCGGCGCUUUUCGCUAUAGCAUAUAGCCAAGUGGUAGCUCAACCAAUCAAAACGCAGCAUAUGAUAAAAGACCACUAGUUGGAUUUCACUUAUUCUUAAAAGAUCGAAGCCAGCAUGACCUUACCAGUGUUUUAAAGGCCCCUAGCUUGGUAGACUGGUGCCCAACCAUCUGAGCUAUAAACAUGGCAGCAAUUAUAAACUUUACACGUAAAUUAUGUUCAUUCUACAGGCUCUUGAUCUGCAAAAUUAUAUUGCCAACAUGACUGUGGAAACAGAAGAUGGCGAAACAGUCAGACUUCAGGACAUCUGCUUUCAGCCGAAGACAAAUGUGUGUGCAGUCGAGAGCCUCUUUCAGUAUUUCCAGAACAACAAAACCAGACUGAACAAAUGUAUCUCGGUCAUGGGGUAUGACUGCGAUGAUGAACCAUCCUAUGACUUUAAUGCAUAUGACUACCAUGAUCAUGUUCUGGAUUGCACAAGGUAAGCUUGCUAUAGAGCGCAUUUGAUUAAUAUUGUGUUCUGAGACAUGAAUGCAGGAAUGAAGUGAAAGUUUGUAGGCUUCUAGGACACUGAAAAACGGUGUAAUCCUGACCAGUGGUGUCCAGUUCAUUGAGAAUUCAAGGGGUAUUUUAGACACGAGUAAGUCAUCACCUAUAAGCUUCCUCAUACCAAAAAGUCAGUGCAAGGAUAUUUUUUAUCAGGAUGGGGAAAAUCAGUAAAAAAUUCUUGUCUCUUUUGUUGUGACAAGAAACACCUAACCGUGAUAUGGGCUUGCAACCUAACCCCUCGAAAUGAGAUGCCAGUCGUUUUUUGGGAGAGCGAAUGAAAGCGCGAAGCGAGCGAGGAGCGCUAAUGCCUUUUAUGUCGUCUAGAUUAGCUGGGAGAAACAACAAAACUGUCAACAAAUGACUAGUAAUAAAGGAACACCCCUUCAACAUUUUCAGAAGACACGAAAAAGCUACCAAAAACCUUAAACAUGCAGCCAAAGUUUACGACAUCCGAACACGGAUAGAUAGUUUUUUGGGUACUCACAAACCAGUGGCGGAUUUAGACCUUCAGAUAAGGGGGGGGCGGUCAUCCAGAUCCUGAGAUAAGGGGAGGCCCGGUCUUCAAAAAUUUUUUUCGGCUCUUCGGGCGUCCUUUUAGUCGAAAAAUUAGGGGGGCGGGCCCCCCGGGCCCCUCCCCUAGAUCCGCCACUGCAAGCCAAUCAAAUAGGCUUCUAAAGUGUAAAGAAAACCAUUCGAAACUCUCUGAAAUAUUUGGAAACAUUACCCCCAAAAUGCCCCAUUCACACCAACGAAACAUGUUUGAUAAACAUCAGUAUCAAAAAAAUACAACUCAGACUUUUUACACAGAAUUCAAAUGAACUUUAACACGCUACGUAAUUGCCCUAAAUUUGCAGUCGAAAAAAGUACAGUUGGUAGCUUUUAUAAAGAACUGACAAGUUUAAACCGUGUUUAACUUGACGGCUUUUAAACAUGUUUAAAAUGGGACUUACUGAAGAAUUUUACAUCAUUUGCAGGGUUUUACCAUAAAAUUCCGAAAAUAAGCCCCUCCAAAUAUAAACCCCCCAAACUGGUAACUCAAAAAACCCUCCGUGAAAUCGCCCCUCAAAAUGUAAGCCCCCGGGGGGCUUCUACUUGGAAAUUGCCCUCAAAUAUAAAGUAAAACAAAGCAAAAACGGUAAAUUUCCUUCCAAUUAUAAGGCUAGCCCAAUCGAUUUUGAAACGCAAAUUUCCCUCCGUAGAUAAGCCCCUCCGAAUAUAAGCCCCUCUCCAAAAAUAAGCCCCUCAAAACUUGAGGGCCUUUGAAAAAUCUAAGCCCCGGGGCUUAUUUUCGGAAUUUUACGGUAUGUUCGUGUGACAAACUGUAGUUGAGAUAAAGAGUUAUGAAUUCGCCCCAUGCACGUAAGGGAAUCCGGAUUCCUGAAUACGGUAAAUUUUUUGCUUGUAGAAUUCGGAAUCCGGGAAAAUCAGGAACCCUGGGCUUUUGAAUCCGGAAUACAGCUCUAGGAAUCCCGGGAACCCUACUAAGGAUUGGAAUUGGAAUCCAGAAUCUGAGUUCCACAAACAAAGACUAGAAUCCAGUUCCUGGAAUCUGGAAUCCACUGCGUGGAAUCCAGAAUCCAAGACGUUCUUGGUUUUCGCCGUAUGAGUACAUCUUGAAAAAAGUUCUUACUUGGACGGCAUCGCUCUUUUUUCAGUUCUCCAACAUCAGAUGAUAAUUGGAAAUUAAAGGAAUCUUGCCUUUCUGCAUACGGAGGACCUAUUAUGCCUGACAUGGUGCUAGAUGGCUUUGACGGUAAAGCGUACCAGAAUGCCACAACCUUGAUUAUCACUUUUGUUGUAAAUAACCAUAAGGAUACAACCAAACUCAAGAAGGCUAUGGCGUGGGAAACGGCGUUCAUUGAAUACAUGAAAGGUUACACAAAGGAUCCUAAGAAUGGAAAUCUGACCAUAAGCUUCAGUGCCGAGCGUGCCAUUCAAGGUGAGCGAGAUCGAGAGACUCCGAGUGUCACCGACAUAACAAUUUAGUUAGUACGUACCAAGAAAUGCAUCAAGUGCUCGUUAUUACCAAUAGAUACCCUUAUUAAGUUCAUAGGACAGUAUCGCUCUUUCCAAUAGAUUAUGAUUAGCUAUCAUUUUAAACGAGAAAACGUUUUGAAAUUAAUUCAUCUUUAUAAGCUGCAAAGUUGUGCAUGAAAAAGCACAAAUCACAUAGUUUUUCUUGUGUUGAAUAACGCUUUCUGUUAACCCUUUAAGGUGGCUCCCUAGAGUAUUUACUAAUAACCCUGGCUAUCAAGCAUACGUUACAGAACGAAAUCUAGUUACUUUGUCUUUGCGUGGACGUCGCGCGGAUUUUAAAGCUCGCGCCAUACUAGUGCUCAGGUUGCGCACGGCCAAUUUACUCUAGGGAUCCACCUUAAGCCCCAAGAGUGACCAAUAUCAAUUUGCUCCUCACACUAUCAAUACAUAAUCAAGAGAAAAGGUUAGGAGAAUAAAUAAAGUGAUCACUUCAGGGAAAAUGUCUUUGAUCUUUGAACAAAUUGUUUCAACUAAUUCUGUAAGGAAAUGUAUGGAGAUCAGUUUGGAGAACUUGUAUGUGGAUAUUGGGGCUUAAAGGGUUAAAGACUUCUUCUCUGUUUCAGUUCUUUUGUAAAAAAGUAAUAAUAAGGGUAAUGGUUAGUGACUGCAAUGACAAAAAUAAUUAGCAACAAAACAGCUGAG